Ostrinia furnacalis (Asian corn borer) is the source of this 1049-nucleotide messenger RNA. It is a transcript of the gene Cpsf5, whose product is annotated as cleavage and polyadenylation specificity factor subunit 5. The transcript has 4 exons. Bases 110 to 793 code for a protein of 227 amino acids. The record is from RefSeq and is a predicted model, not a curated record. NCBI's taxonomy places the organism in Eukaryota, Metazoa, Arthropoda, Insecta, Lepidoptera, Crambidae. Gene Ontology annotation, cellular component: mRNA cleavage factor complex. Gene Ontology annotation, biological process: mRNA 3'-end processing. Gene Ontology annotation, molecular function: mRNA binding.
CGGUCGGUUGUUUGGCGUCUGCAAAAAUUUUGCUUCAGUUUUAUUUUGAGUCGCGAUCCGCGCACAAGUUUCUAACUGUUCUGUGAUUGUGUAGUGUUCAUCAAUAAUUAUGGCUGCAGUGCAACAAGGACAACCAGGCAACAAGCCGUGGCCCGCCAGACCUGGAAUCCAGCAUCAGAAUAGUCAGAGCAACGCUAGUCUCACUUUGAAUAGAACAAUAAACUUGUAUCCCCUUACAAAUUAUACAUUCGGCACCAAAGAGUCUCUAUUUGAGAAGGAUGCAUCAGUCCCCGCCAGGUUCCAGAGGAUGAGGGAAGAAUUUGUGAAAAUUGGGAUGCGGAGGUCUGUUGAAGGUGUGCUGUUAGUUCACGAGCACGGACUACCUCAUGUGCUGUUACUUCAGCUCGGUACCGCAUUCUUCAAGCUGCCGGGCGGAGAAUUAAAUCCUGGUGAAGAUGAAAUUGAAGGCCUGAAGAGAUUGCUGACGGAAACGCUUGGCAGGCAAGACGGUGUUAAGCAGGACUGGCUGAUCGAGGACACAAUUGGCAACUGGUGGCGGCCUAACUUCGAGCCUCCACAGUACCCAUACAUUCCACCGCACAUCACAAAGCCCAAAGAGCACAAGCGUUUAUUCCUGGUACAACUCCAAGACAGAGCGCUAUUCGCUGUGCCGAAGAACUACAAACUGGUUGCAGCACCACUAUUCGAGUUGUAUGACAAUGCCCAAGGGUACGGACCGAUCAUUUCAUCGCUGUCCCAGAGCUUGUGCCGGUUUAACUUUGUGUACAUGUGAGGACGGUAUAGAUUUAGACGGAGGCGUGAGAGAGUGAAUAUUUCGUUUAGAUAGCCAAAAGUGUGAGUGAUUUUUUUACGUUGUAAAUUGUGUUUUAUACUGUUUGGUCACUGCUAAUUCUACCUUAGAGGCUACUCAAAGUGAAAAAGACCUUGGUUACGUACUCGUAUCGUUAAAUAUACAUUGCUAAAUAAAUAAAAUUGUUUUCGGAAUGAGGGUUUUCGCGAUUGAAAAAUCCGCCAGAUGGCAAUACGUA